Molecule: messenger RNA, 899 nt
Organism: Melitaea cinxia (Glanville fritillary)
Lineage: Eukaryota; Metazoa; Arthropoda; Insecta; Lepidoptera; Nymphalidae
Product: probable U3 small nucleolar RNA-associated protein 11
Exons: 5
Coding region: 85-843 (252 amino acids)
Biological process (GO): rRNA processing
Cellular component (GO): small-subunit processome; nucleolus
Source: RefSeq, a predicted model, not a curated record
GGUUAUAAUUUUAUAAACACGCGAGUACCACGGGAUAAAUACAACAAGAUAUACUUUUAAAAGUAACAUAUAGAAAGAAUAACGAUGUCAUCUUGGAACAAAGCUGCUAAGGCUAAUCAGAAGACGCACAGAGAGAGGCAUCAACCGGAGUCAAGAAAGCAUCUCGGCUUACUUGAGAAAAAGAAAGACUACAAGAAACGGGCAAACGAUUACCAUGAAAAAGGAGCUACACUUAAACUUCUACGUAAAAGGACGUUGGACAAAAAUCCCGACGAGUUCUAUUUUCAUAUGAUCAACUCUAGAGUGAAGAAUGGGGAACAUCAUGAACUCGAGAAAGAUGAAGAGCACACUCCGGAACAGGUGAAACUGAUGCAAACUCAAGACCUUAAAUACAUAAAUAUGAAACGUACUAUUGAAAGUAGGCGGAUACAAAGAUUACAAUCACAGCUCCACAUAACAGAUGUAGCAGAUUCAACACCAAACACACACAUAUUUUUUGUCGAUGAAGGUGAAGAAAAGAACUUUGACUUAGCCAAAAGGUUGGACACACAUCCGUCGUUGAUCAACAGGAAAUCUAACAGGCCUCGGCUGUCGGAUCUUGACAAAAUAACUCUACCAGAGGUUAAUGAAGAGGUAAUGAAUUCAGCAAAGAAGAUCAAAGAGAAGACGUAUAGAGAACUGUCUAAAAGGAUAGAGAGAGAGAAACACCUAACAGUUGUUCAACAGAAAAUGGAGAUCAAAAGGCAUUUGCAAGAUGUGACGAUAUUAAAACCGAAAAGAGUAAAGAAAGGCUCGGCCGUCUCGGCACCCGUAUAUAAGUUCCAGUUUAUUAGGAAGAAAUAAAUGAAAAAUAUAAUUAUUAUAUAUUUUUAUUUCAUAAUAAAUAAUUUUUUGUUUCA